AUGCAGCCACAUACAGCAGAGAAUGAUGUAUCUUUCGGUGAAAAAGAGAUUGAAGAAGCAGAUACUUUUUACACGUGCAAAGAAAUUUGUGAUGUAAGCAUACAAGAAUUAGCCAAUGAAAGUGCGCCCCCUUGUAAAAGAAGCAAAAACAAGUGGGGGUCAAAUAAAAAGAAUAUUUCCCGGGAGUUUCAUUCAGAAAAUAUAGAAUCUGGUCAGAAAAGGGGUAAAGGAGAGCGCAUUGCCAUGAAGAAAAGCCCCCUAGCAACAGAUGACGAGGAAACAGUAGAGUUAUCUGCAGAGAGUGAGAACAGCGGUUCUGUAGUUGACAGCGCAGCAGACGAGAAAAGUGAAAGAACAUUUUACUCUAGCAUUAUACAGAUGGUAGUGGGUGAAAUAAGCAAUGCAUACAUGUCUGCUCAAGUAUAUAACCAGAAGAGCCCUAUGCAACAGGCAGAGGCCCAUAGCACGCGCAUGCCAGAGGAUGAAGAUACAGAAUAUACAUCCGCCAAUGAGGAAAAUAAUUCAGUAAAGCCAAUAGACAUAUCUGUGCUAAGCAGGGUUAAGACACAAAGAAUAGAUAGAGAAGCAAAAAAAAAUCGUCCUAAAAGACAACGAGUGCCGAGCGAUGUAGUCAUGGAAGCAGUUUACGCUGCCAUAUUUAUUUUCAUAGCUGCUGCUGUGGGAGCUGCCUAUUCUUUUUAUCGGGCAUUCUGCCAUAUAAAGAAUAUUGGUGAUGCACAGUUUGGAGACAGCACUUAUAUUAAAUGCGCCACGUACUUUAUUCUGGCGUAUGUCAUAUACUAUGCUUUAAGCAAGUUAUUUGGAUGGGCGUACUUACUCACCUCUUUUGCAUUCUGGAUACUUAUUAGGCUGAUUUUGUUUGUGCUUACGCUGGAUAUCACACAAAAGAUGUUAAAUCCAUAG
Messenger RNA from Nematocida ausubeli, 924 nucleotides. RefSeq lists its product as uncharacterized. Bases 1 to 924 code for a protein of 307 amino acids. The transcript has a single exon. Lineage: Eukaryota; Fungi; Microsporidia. The record is from RefSeq and is a predicted model, not a curated record.